Planococcus citri (citrus mealybug) is the source of this 3359-nucleotide messenger RNA. Its product is annotated as aminopeptidase N-like. The transcript has 14 exons. Gene Ontology annotation, cellular component: cytoplasm. Gene Ontology annotation, molecular function: zinc ion binding; metalloaminopeptidase activity; peptide binding. Gene Ontology annotation, biological process: proteolysis; peptide catabolic process. The record is from RefSeq and is a predicted model, not a curated record. NCBI's taxonomy places the organism in Eukaryota, Metazoa, Arthropoda, Insecta, Hemiptera, Pseudococcidae. The coding region runs from base 103 to 2940 and encodes 945 amino acids.
GACCUACCUAAGUAAAGUUGAAGUGUGAAACGCGAACAGUGGAAUGAAAUCAUUUACCAAACAUUCCAAAUCGUGUAUCGAGUUCGUUCGAAUAAAUCUAAGAUGCGUAAAGCUUUCGUAUUUUUAUAUUUUGUUGUGAUCAUCUACGCGAGUUUGGAAACUGUGCGAAGUAAUGAUGAAGAUCGUUUACCUGAAGAUAUCGUGCCGCUUUCGUAUGAUUUGAGAAUCGAACCAGAUUUUAAUACGUUCAAAUUUUAUGGCAGGGUAAAGAUUUAUAUUCGCGCUAAAUUUUCAACGAACGUUAUAAAGUUACACUGCAGAAAUUUUAAAGUUGAUGAGAAAAUGAAGCAAGAUGAAAAAAAUGAUGAAAGCAAAUUUGUACAAAUUCAAGUCAGCCAAACUAACGAUUUCUGCAUUCUUACCAAUUCUGAACCAUUUGUAAUGGGCCGCACGUACCUUAUAAAAGUUGAAUACACAGGUGACUUGAAAGAAGAUCCGAAAGGCUUGUAUACAACCUCUUAUGAAGUUAAUGGUAAAAAAAAAUGGCUGGUGGCUACAAACUUCUACGGCAUCUAUGCAAGAGAAGCUUUUCCUUGUUUCGAUGAACCACGUUUCAGAACACCUUUUACAUUGACCAUUGCUCGAAAUAAACAACAGCAAGUUAUAUCCAACAUGCCGCUUCUGGAAACUCAGCAACAUUGUUGUGAUAAAAACAUGGUUUGGGAUACCUUCACAGAAACGCCGCCAAUACCUACUUAUUUAGUUGCAUUUAUUGUGGCUGAAUAUUCUAAUUUACCUAAUCCCGAUUCUUUGAUAGAAAUUCACACCAGGCCAAAUAUUAUCCAAAAUACUCAACGUGCUUUGAGUCAAAGUGAAAAGGUGCUGAAUCAAUUGGUAAACUUCAUAGGUAUGCCGCACGAGUUAUCCAAACUGGAUAUUGCGACUGUUGGAAAAAUUCAAAAUACACUCGCUGAUCAUUGGGGACUAUACAUGAUGACAGAGAAUUAUUUAAUCGCGGAUGAACAAAAAAUAUCUCACGAGCAAACUGUAAUCAUGACAGCUGCAACGUGUCAUUUGCUUGCACGCCAUUGGUUUGGGGGACAAGUUACUCCAGUGUCUUGGGAUUACGCAUGGCUUACCGAAGCAUUCGCUGGAUAUAUGGAAUUUCUUAUAACAGAUAUGGUAGAACCGAGUUGGAAAAUAGGUGACUUUUUCAUCAUUGAAAUUUUACAACCUGCUUUACGGAGCGAACUGGCCAAUCCAGGGGCACUGACAAGUCUGAAAAUAUCCGAAUCAGAAAUUAACAACAAAUUCGGGGAUAUCAAUUAUUUUAAAGGUGCAUCAAUCAUUAGGAUGUUGGAACAUAUUACAUCAAGAAGUUCUCUGAGAAGUGUUAUUCAAAGAUAUCUCUUGAAUGGUAAAAAAUCACGGAAUGGAUUAGUAUCACCGAAUGAUUUAUUUGAAUCUUUGAAGUACCAGUCUGACCUGAGUUCUUUUCCUUUACCACCCCACAUUUCCAUCAUCGAUGUAAUGAAAACAUGGACAGAGAACAUUGGGUAUCCAGUGAUAAAUAUUAAACGAUUCAGUGAAAGUAAAACAAUUGAAAUGAAACAGGAAACGUAUAAAUCACACGAAGCUUCGACAUCAUUCCCUAAUCAAAAAUGGAUCACACCAAUUAGUUGCACUACCAAAUCAAAAGCCACAUUUUCCAACACUGCACCUACAGAAUGGGUACUGGGAGACACAAAAACCAUCUUUUCAUUAGAUUUUGAAAGUACUGAGUGGAUUAUUUGUAAUUUACAACAAUCAGGAUAUUAUCGUGUGAAUUACGAUUCCGAAAAUUGGUAUCUUUUGACCGAACAACUGAGAGAAGAUGCGAAUAAAAUACACGUAUUAAACAGAGCUCAAUUGAUUGAUGAUUCUUUCACAUUUGCAUUUGAAGGUGAUUUAUCAUAUGAGGUGCCUUUUAAACUAGCCAAAUAUUUAGAAAAAGAAACAGAAAUGGUUCCAUUGCUAUCUGCGAUUUUCCAUCUUGACAAGUUGUACAAGAAGUACGAAGAUUCUGGAUCUCGUGUGUACCUCUGCAUGUACAUUCAAAAAAUUCUCAAAAAACACAUUCAGUUGAUGGGAUUCGGAAUUAAAUCAACAGACAGUUACGAUGUCAGAAUGGGGAAACCUUCGUUAUUCUUGUUGGCGUGCAAAAUUGGUAUGAAACGUUGCGUUGAAGAAGCUUUAAAAGAGUACAAUUCACACAUUGGAGACCUUAGCAAAGUACAGCCAGAUUUUAAAGAAGUAGUUUACUGUACUGCCUUAAGAAAAUCUGAAGAUCAAGAGAACGUGUAUAAAAAUUUAUGGAUCACGUAUCACUCCACUUCUAUCGCAUAUGAAAAAAUCACAAUUUUAAAAACGUUCGGAUGUUCUCGCAAUGAAAAUAUAUUGAAAAAAAUUUUAUCAAAAUUAUUCGAUCAAAAUGAUCACGAUAUCGAUGAAACUCACGAAACCUAUGUGUAUAAUUCAAUUUUAUCUUCAUCCAGUGGAACCGCCGCUACUUUGAAAUUCGUGGGAGAACAAGCUGCCGAAAUAUCAAAAUUUAAUGCUGAUCAACUUGCAAUGCUAAAGUCAUUAUUAGGUCGACUUGAAUCCAAAGUGCAAGCUUUAGAACAUUUUAAAUUGCUCAGGACAAUCGAAGAAAUAUUCACUAAACAAUAUCUCAACAAAUACGGAGACUUCGUGGAUGUAAUCGAACGCAAUAGAAUCUCUGGAAUCAACCUUGUGAAGGAAAAUAACAAAAUGGUCGAUAUUCUGAGACCCAUAUUUCAUGAUGUGUUGAAUAUUCCACGACCAAACAUACCUCCAGCACAACAAUCGAAAGCAUUGGUGCCAGUUCCUUCAUUACUUUUAUGGCUCAUAUUUGUUUGUAUAUUAUCCUAUUUUCAUUGAAAUUUGAGUAGGUACAUUUGAAAAUUUGGAUAUGAAUGAUGAAGAGAAUAUGUACCUACUUGCUCCGAUAUUAUUUUUUGAUAGGUAGGUAACUGAUUCUGAAUAUGAACUGAACUAUACCUUACUGUCCAUCGAUCUGGAUUAUGUAUUUGUUUGUGAUUUUACAAUUUAAAUGUUAGUAGGUACAUAAUCAAAUUCUUAUUUUGGAAGAUCUACCAAAUCAGAAAAUUACUCUUCAAUCCAGACCUUCUACAAAAAUACAAAAUCACACAAUUCAUAACACUUUAUUUCGUCUAGCUCUAAAUAAACAUAUACUUGGUACAUUUAUUAUAAAUCUACGGUAUCAUAUGCCGAGAACACAGAUACACGAACAAAAAAAAAACAAAAAAGAAGAAGAAAUACAGUAGAAAAUUGUUGAA